CGCGGGGGACGCAACGAUGUCAACCGGCUCGGUGAGCGACCCGGAGGAGAUGGAGCUGCGGGGACUGCAGCGAGGGUACCCGGUUCCCGUCUCCAAGAGGCCGUGCCUCCGCGGCGCCGAGCGCAGCUACGUGUCGCCCAGCGACAACUCUUCUGCGGAGGAGGAUGACCCCGACGGCGAGGAGGAGCGCUGUGCGCUGGGCGCGGCGGGCGGCGCGGGAGGCUGCAAGAGGAAGCGGCCCCGGGUGGCUGGGGGCGGCGGCGGCAAGAAGCCCCUCCCGCCCAAGGGUUCGGCGGCCGAGUGCAAGCAGUCGCAGAGGAACGCGGCCAACGCCCGAGAGCGCGCCCGGAUGCGCGUGCUGAGCAAAGCCUUCUCCAGACUCAAGACCAGCCUGCCCUGGGUGCCCCCCGACACCAAGCUUUCCAAGCUGGACACGCUCCGGCUGGCUUCCAGUUACAUCGCGCACCUGCGGCAGCUGCUGCAGGAGGACCGCUACGAGAACGGCUACGUGCACCCGGUGAACCUGACGUGGCCAUUUGUGGUCUCGGGACGACCCGACUCUGACACCAAAGAAGUCUCCACGGCCAACAGAUUAUGUGGGACCACCGCUUAGAGCGAACUCGAACUCUCUUGGGAUUAUUGGUUGAGCACACGGGUUUGGGGACUAGGGAGACAGCGUGAGAAGCCCUGAGAAUGGGAAGAACGUUCCAUUGGAUUCUCCUAGACUCCCGCAGCCCGGGACCAUGAACUCGACAGGUGGCGGGCGUUAGGGG
This is a messenger RNA of Dama dama (fallow deer), 773 nucleotides long. It is a transcript of the gene MSC, whose product is annotated as musculin. Gene Ontology annotation, molecular function: protein dimerization activity; RNA polymerase II transcription regulatory region sequence-specific DNA binding; DNA-binding transcription factor activity, RNA polymerase II-specific. The transcript has 2 exons. Gene Ontology annotation, biological process: skeletal muscle tissue development; regulation of transcription by RNA polymerase II. NCBI's taxonomy places the organism in Eukaryota, Metazoa, Chordata, Mammalia, Artiodactyla, Cervidae. The record is from RefSeq and is a predicted model, not a curated record. The coding region runs from base 17 to 613 and encodes 198 amino acids.